Messenger RNA from Parnassius mnemosyne (clouded apollo), 1284 nucleotides. NCBI's taxonomy places the organism in Eukaryota, Metazoa, Arthropoda, Insecta, Lepidoptera, Papilionidae. The record is from the annotation of a GenBank genome assembly.
AUGUUGUCUUUAAAACGGGAGCUUAUUGAUCAGCAAGCUAUGUUUACAAAACCCAUUCAAGAUUCAGAAACAGCUACAGAAAUUAGUUAUGAAAUUUUUCGAAUGAUAGCAAAGCGAAGUCGCUCCUUCAAUGAUGGGAAUUUUGUAAAAGAAUGCAUAGAAAUUGCCGCUAAGAAAAUGUGUCCAGAAGCAGCAAAAAAGUUUGAGAAAAUUCAAGUGAAUCGUAUGACUAUCCAAAGACGAAUUAUGUCUUUGUCAGGUAAUAUUGCCGAACAAUUAAAUGAAAAAACUAAGAUCAUUGAAUUUUUUUUAUUAGCACUCGACGAAUCCACUGAUAUUAGUUCCACAGCUCAACUUCUGAUAUUCAUACGAGGUGUUACUCAAGAUUUUGAAGUCUUAGAAGAGUUAUUAGGAAUGUGUUCAUUGAAAGGUCAAACCAGAGGAGUUGAUAUACUCAAUGUACUUUUGGAUGAGUGUUCAAAAACUGAUUUGGACUUAUCAAAAUUAUCGGGAGUUGCGACUGACGGUGCUCCUUCGAUGAUUGGUGUCAAUUCUGGGCUAGUUACUUUGCUGAAAAAGGAUCUGCAAGAAGAAAACAUAAGCGCUGAAGAUCUCAUGCAGUUUCACUGCAUUAUACACCAAGAAGCCCUCUGUUCUAAAAAAAUUGAAUUUCAAAAUGUCAUGAAAGUGGUAGUUUCGACUGUAAAUUUCAUAAAAUCACGAGGACUCAAUUACAGGCAAUUCAAACAAUUCCUUGAUGACAUCGAAAGCGAAUAUGGAGAUUUACUGUAUUAUACAGAAGUAAGGUGGCUAAGUCGUGGAUUGACACUGGAACGAUUUCUAAACUUAAUAGAAGAAAUUGGAAUAUUUCUGGCGGAAAAGCAAAGAGAUGUCCCGGAACUUAAAAAUCCUGAUUGGUUGUGUGAUUUGGCUUUUUUAGUUGAUAUUGCAAAUCAUUUGAAUGUCUUGAACACACGGCUUCAAGGCAAAAAUGAACUGAUAUCCCAGCUCUACGCUCAUGAUGAUACAUCCUUUCAAUGCAAGCUGACACUUUUCAGAUCGCAAUUGAAUUCUGGAAAUUACAAUCAUUUUCCGAAUUAUAAUAAAAUGUCUGAAAAAUUCAACAAAACUGCGAUUAAUUUCAGUUAUGUAGAAAAGCUAGAUAUUUUGAUUCAAUCUUUUCAGGACAGAUUUUCGGAGUUUAAAAAAGUGAAACCUCUGUUGGACAUAUUCAGCAAUCCUUUCACGAUUUCAGUUGAAAUGGGCCAGAGUCAAUGCAGUUAG